AUGGGGGACUUUUCUUCCCUUUUGUUCCUUGUUGCGUCCAGGAACUUGUUCAAAGGUCCUAUACCAGUUGGCUUUUGCAGACUUGUUGAACUGAUUGUAUUAGACCUUUCAUGGAAUAGUCUUUCUGAUAAAAUACCUCAUUGUUUCAAUUUAUCAUCACUAAUUUAUUUAAGCCUUCACAAAAAUGAAUUGUCAGGACCUUUGCCAGGAGCUCUUUAUAGAUCAUCUUCCCUUGUGACAUUGGAUAUUGGGGAUAAUAAACUAUCAGGGGAAAUUCCAAGGUGGAUCAACCUACUCCCAAAUUUGAGGUUUCUUUUAUUAAAUAGAAACAAUUUUGUAGGUUCCAUUCCUUUUCAGCUAUGUCAGCUUCACAACAUCAGCAUACUGGAUCUUUCUUUCAAUAACAUUUCUGGUCUAAUACCUUCACGUUUGACUGAUAUACCAUUUGGUCGUAGAAAAGCACAUGAUCAAACCUUCAAAAAUUUCUCAGUGGAAAACAACAAUUUAUCAGGACGUGCACCAGAUAGGAAGGCUCAGUUUGCAACAUUUGAUGCUAGAAGCUAUGAAGGCAAUCCUUUUCUUUGUGGAUUACCUCUCCAGGAAAAUUGCGGAAGGAGCACAGGCGCAGUAUCAAAUCCGAAUCCAGGAGAUCCAGGAGAAACUGAUGAUCUGUUCAAAGAUUCAUUUUUUCAGACUUUUGUUCCAUCAUGCGUUGUAGCAUUCCUGGGAGUUGCUGCUUUUAUCUACUUCAACUCUACUUGCAGAAUGAUUUUUCAGUUUAUUGAAGCAAAACUCUUAUCUUCCAGAUAG
Molecule: messenger RNA, 810 nt
Organism: Lycium barbarum (goji berry)
Lineage: Eukaryota; Viridiplantae; Streptophyta; Magnoliopsida; Solanales; Solanaceae
Product: cuscuta receptor 1-like
Exons: 2
Coding region: 1-810 (269 amino acids)
Molecular function (GO): protein binding
Source: RefSeq, a predicted model, not a curated record